AUGUGCUCUAUCAUUGUGCAGGGUGAGAGCAUAGAAGACAUUCCAAAGGAAGUGCUGACGGACUGCGCGCAUCUUGUGAAGGCCAACAGUAUCCAAGGCUGCAAGAUGAACAACGUUAAUGUGGUAUACACACCGUGGUCUAACCUGAAGAAAACAGCUGACAUGGAUGUGGGGCAGAUAGGCUUUCACAGGCAAAAGGAUGUAAAAAUUGUGGCAGUGGAGAAGAAAGUGAAUGAAAUACUGAACCGAUUAGAAAAGACCAAAAUGGAAAGGUUCCCAGACCUAGCCGCAGAGAAAGAGUGCAGAGACCGAGAAGAAAGGAAUGAAAAAAAGGCCCAGAUUCAGGAAAUGAAAAGGAAAGAAAAGGAAGACAUGAAGAAGAAGAGAGAACUGGAUGAACUUCGGAGCUACUCGUCACUAAUGAAAGCCGAGAAUAUGUCUUCAAAUCAGGACGGCAAUGAUUCAGAUGAAUUUAUGUGAACGGAGGGAAGGACCUUGUAAAGAUGUGGAUUUCGGCACAGUUGCAGCCAUUCUGAGAUCUGCUGUGUGCUGGAUUCCAGAAGGCAAACGACCAAACUUCUACUUGCAUUCUGUACAAAUACUGAUUUUGGAGAUUAAAAAAAUUCUCUUUUUUUUUGUGGACAGAAAAGGAACAGAUAUAUGUAAAAUACAGUUGAACUUCAAAAGAGCAUAUAACUUUAGGAAAGUAAAAAUAUUUUUGCCAGAGCAUGUAUCUCCGGAAAGUUGGCUGGCCUUGUUUUUGUUUUGUUUUUUAAGUUAGAAAGAACUAACUCUGAGAAAGAUGCCUUUUAUUUGGUCUCCCCUUGAAAGAUGAUUCGUAACGAGUUUUUGUGUUGGUGGGUGAUAUAUGGGAAUGUUCUCCCACCCCUGAUUAGGAAAAGUAAAAAAGCAUUGAGGCCUCUGGGCCCUAAAGAGGCUGGUGGUCACCGGCUUCGGUGCUCCUGUCCGUUGUGUGGUCUCAGUCUGCUAGCACAGUGGUCCUCAGACUCUCAGCUCCUCCGAGCUUCCUUUGAAGGAGAGCCUCCCUCUUAAGACAGCUAGGAAUAGUUGCUGUUGCUCAAGAUUGAGCCUCGAGGAAGUGAAUCAUCUGAAGGUGUAGAUUACCUGAAUUGUGUCGUGGGAUGUGGCAUGAAGCAAAUGCGUACCUUAUAAUCAGAUGUUUGCUCCCCAAAGAAUUGUAUUUCACCAGUCUGCCAAGUAAUUUAUUUACCUUGAAAUAAGGUUUGAGUUGUAACCCGAGAGGUCAGCUUUCUUCACUGCAGAUUUAGUGAUUUUAAGAUAGAACCUGACUGCUGAUGUCACCUCCUUCCCACUGCGAUGCUGAAUGGCAGGUGCAUUUUUGUGGUGGCCUGAAAGGAAACCUGCACUGGCAGGGAAAGAGGAGAGAAGGCCCGCAGAGUGGGAGGGGUAGGAACUCACAGCCCUGCAGACCCCACCCAGAAUUCCACGGGCAACACCGGUAUCCGCAGCUGGAUUCUCAUCCGGCCCAAAGGAGAAAUACCCUCCUGCUAUGAGAAUUGCUCUACUUGUGGCAGCACUUUGGCACUGUGAACAAACCCGGAGGACUAGUAUUUGAAUAGAGCUCGAGUUGUUGGAUUGAACUGGAAAUUUCCUUAGAGACAUUACUCUCUGGUCAACUUUUGAGGAGGUACAGAAGACAACUCCAGAGAUUAGUGAGUGAGUGUGCGCGUACGUGUGUAAUAUUUGGGCUGGUGGUGUGCAUUAAAAAUAAAGUAUCACUUUUUACUUUGAA
Messenger RNA from Echinops telfairi (small Madagascar hedgehog), 1774 nucleotides. It is a transcript of the gene CCDC25, whose product is annotated as coiled-coil domain containing 25. The transcript has 5 exons. NCBI's taxonomy places the organism in Eukaryota, Metazoa, Chordata, Mammalia, Afrosoricida, Tenrecidae. The record is from RefSeq and is a predicted model, not a curated record. The coding region runs from base 1 to 480 and encodes 159 amino acids.